Messenger RNA from Erpetoichthys calabaricus (reedfish), 2148 nucleotides. RefSeq names its product meteorin, glial cell differentiation regulator (gene metrn). Bases 147 to 1061 code for a protein of 304 amino acids. Gene Ontology annotation, biological process: positive regulation of axonogenesis; glial cell differentiation. NCBI's taxonomy places the organism in Eukaryota, Metazoa, Chordata, Cladistia, Polypteriformes, Polypteridae. The transcript has 4 exons. The record is from RefSeq and is a predicted model, not a curated record. Gene Ontology annotation, molecular function: hormone activity.
GGUCACUCAGUCCUGAGAUGUGAGCGCGCAGUGAGCUCGGCUUGGUGGGCGUCCGUCUCACUCGUGAAGCUCGGGGAACUCAAGGCCCACAACGCCGCCACCGCCACCGCCGCUUCUUCGCCGUUGGCUUCUCCUCUUGGUGUAAAAUGAGGUCGGGCGCGGGCUGCAGCCGCUGGAUUGUCCUGUUGUCACUUCUGGAGUCUGCGCGGGCCACCUACUCGGAGGACCAGUGCAGCUGGAGGGGGAGCGGCCUGUCUCAGCAGGCUGGCAGCGUGGAGCAGAUAGCGCUGCACUGCGCAGAGGGCUCACUGGACUGGCUCUACCCGAAGGGGGCGCUGCGGCUCAGCUUGUCCCCACGUUUGCCCUCUGGGGCAGUGGGGCCGGGUGGCGCCGGGCGCAACUCAGAGCACAUCACUGCCUGCAUCAAGCCGGCCGAGACGUUUCGGGGGGCGCAGAUCUACUUAGAGCGGGACGGCAUCCUGGAGCUGCUGGUGCCCGACCGCCUGGACGGCCCUCGCCCCCCCCGGGUGCACUGCUUCAGCCGGCAGCCGGGCGAGAAGGUCGCCCUCUUCUUGCAGGCCACUCCUCACCAGGACAUCAGCCGGAGGAUUGCCGCCUUCCGCUACGAGCUGCGUGGGCACUGGAAUACGCGGCUGUCUGUCGACACGGACACCGUCCAUUAUGAAGGGGCCUGCCGGCCAUGCAAUGACACCGAGGUCCUGAUGGCCGUCUGCACCAGCGACUUUGUGGUCCGAGGGAACAUCCGCUCCGUGUCCAACGACAUCGACCUGCACGUGUCCAUCAUCAGAGUGAGUGCCUCGCGGAUCUUCCGGCAGAAGUACGCUCUGUUCUCCAACGGGGGGCGCCUGAGCAGGGCCGGGGAGAUUCGGACCCUCCUGCAGUGUGGCGUCAAGCCGGGACCAGGCAGCUUCCUCUUCACGGGCCGAGUCCACUUUGGGGAGGCCUGGCUGGGGUGCGCGCCACGCUUCAAGGAUUUCCGGCAGGCCUAUGAGGACGCCAGGGAUGCCAGGGAGCUUCCCUGUGAGCUGGCACUGGACUGAAGGGUGACUCUUCUGGGUGGACAGUACUGAGAGCUGACCCCACCAUAGGUGGGCCAAAUACUUUUGGAAGGCUUUGGCCACCCCACACUCCAAGCGUCCGCCCUGCCUGGUGCCCACCCAGCUGCUUGGUUGAACCUUUGUGUCGUAUUCUUUUACAUUUGCACUGCUUCAGUGUGGAGGACAGAAAUGGGAAGCAACAGAGCAGUGAAGUUGAAGGAGGUGGAAAUGCCAAAGCUUUGGCGCAGCAUUAUGUGGGGGCUCGGGUGGCACCGGUGCCCACCUUCAGACAUAUGCUUGUCUACAGAUGUUCUGUGCCCACUGGCUGAGUCUUUUCUGGCGCUACAUACAGUUGGCUCCAUGCGGUGACUCAAUCUUUGCUGUAUAUAGCGCCUUUCAUCUCGAAAGGACAGGUGACAAGUCCUCACGAGCAGCUCAUGGACUUUGGGGUGAACAGGACAGGUUGGCAUGGCGUAGGGGGCAAUAUGAAGCUGACCUAUCGACCCACUGCCUGUUGGACUUUCCUCAUGGACAGAGUACAGCUGAGGGGGUCUGGGCAUCAGGGGGCAUCAUGGCAGUCCCCUCCCCCACUAGGGGUCUGAAAACCAAAAAGUGCACCAAAUGGGGGCCUCGGCCAAUGGGGCCACCAAGACGUGGCACUCGGAAUUGAGGGGAUUUUUAAGGUAAUUUAAGGUUAAGGAAAUUGUAUGUGUGUGUGUGUGUGUGUGUGUGUGUGUGUGAGAGGACACAAUAAGAAUAAUAAGAAAAAGAAGAAGAAUAAUAUAUGAGGCGCCGGCUCGGCGUUUAUCUCGCUGAAGCCCACGGCGGCGGCUGGCAGACUGGCACGGCUCUUGGCGUUUGCCCGCCCAGCUGUCCGCUGCAGGCAUUCUGCUUUUGUUUUUUUGUCGUUUCAUUCAAAUGCACUAUUUUGUAUUAUUUUCUAUUUUGUGUUAAGACCUGAGAUACCAAAUAAAAGAUGAAAGCUUCUCACUGCCACGGUCCGAUCGGCCCCCUCGCCCACCACGGGCUGAGCUCAAGGGGGCCGUGAGAAACGUCACGACGCGUCAAAUAAAACGUCAAACAAACGCUG